Messenger RNA from Portunus trituberculatus (swimming crab), 4964 nucleotides. RefSeq names its product sodium-coupled monocarboxylate transporter 1-like. Gene Ontology annotation, cellular component: membrane. The record is from RefSeq and is a predicted model, not a curated record. The coding region runs from base 1632 to 3980 and encodes 782 amino acids. The transcript is spliced from 10 exons. Gene Ontology annotation, molecular function: symporter activity. NCBI's taxonomy places the organism in Eukaryota, Metazoa, Arthropoda, Malacostraca, Decapoda, Portunidae. Gene Ontology annotation, biological process: transmembrane transport; sodium ion transport.
AUGCCGCGUCUCGCUUGCCACAGCAGGAUACAGCGCCUUGUCCACUGCCCACCACAGCCUCAGUUUCCACUCACAUGUUACUUGGGUCGUCACGUGCCAGUGACUUCACGUAGUUUAACACACAAACAUAUUAAUUCCUGCUGUACAGAUCUCUGUAUCGUAGGUGGCAUGAUAACAAAGCAACACAAGCAUUUGCACUCCUAGCAUUGCACAUGGUAAUAUUGUAAUAAUGGUGCAGGCGGCGUUACGGUCAUGUAACGAAGGAUGGGUAAUUUGGUACACAGAAAGAAGGCAACCGGCACCUCAAGGUCAAUAUGCACUUUCACUCAAGGUCUUGCGCCGCGUAUCAUCAUUUUACGCUGGACGGGGAGAUUGACUAACUUGUGCCGCUGCAGCACGCACCAGUGACACCACUGCCGUGAUAUGGUGUAGAUCUCGGCAGUAGCCAGUGUUAGCUAUGUGGGAAGGAUGUGUGUACCUGGUGCCGCCUGGGCACACCUACGGGCAGGAAAUGAACCAUCACUGGGAGAUGACGUGCCACGCAAGACACUAAUGGAAACAGUCGCAUCCCGCUGUGCUCCCUGACACCAGCUGCAUGGAGGACAAAGGUGCGGCAGCUGGUGGUGCACAGCCUAGGUGCACCUCUCAGUGUGUCCGCGGGAAGGAUAUACUCCAGUUACCUAAUGGAACGCUAGAGUAAAUAUAAACAAGUUUGGCGUCGCUGACUCUGACGUCUCUGUGACCCUGAGCUACUGCUAUUCCCGCUGCUGUUACUGCUCCUCUUAGUGGUGGUGGUGAUAGUGAUGCUACGUAUAUGCAUGGCGGUACACUGAACUUAUCAUUCUACAGUUUACUUCCAAACGCAGCUAUGUAAAUGCUACUAACAGAAGCCAAUCAGCCUGCAGGACAUCAUAGCACAUGCGCCAACAAACGUGAGACAUUAAUGCAUUAUAGAGAACGUCAAGCAAUUUAACAAACUUUUUCCACAUAACGCUGAAAUGUUUUUCUUUUCUUUUGAGUCACCUCGCGUAUUGCUGAUGGAUAGCAGAUUUGAGGUCUGUGACAUUGCUUCUGACUCGAGCUUCACUUCCUUCCCAUUGGUGGCAGUGAUAAUCUACUAUACAGGACAAGACUCAGCAAUAAUAACAAACAGUAGCAUCAAAUGUAUUGAUUUGCAUGAAUUCCGCACAAACCGAAGUUUAGUUCUGAAAAGUGCAAUACGGCGGGAACAUCAAUAUCCAGGAAUUACAUUACCAAAAUCCUCGACUAAGCAUUGAUUCUUUUCAAGGAUUAUAAGUGUCCUUUACGUCACCACUGCAAAGUUGAAGGAAGGAAAACUGUGACGUAACAGAAGGACUGACUGACGUCAUCCUGUAUAAAUAUGAGUAAUGAAUAUUACAGCAAAGACAAGAUACAGCUGCUAUGAAGGUUACUUUUCUCUGUCGACUCCCAUAAGGUGUUAGUGAGCCAUCUCUCAGCUACUAUACAAUGCAAGGUGGUCGGUGUGCACGGACCAACGUGUGCUGAAUUUCAUCCCGGGACUCGUGCCAACUGUAGGCUGACGGUUGCGAGGACCGCAUUCACUCAUUCACCAACACCUGGAAGCCGCGAAGGCUGCUUGAGCCGCUGCCAUGGGGCUGGGCACGUUGGACGUGGUGAUGCUGGUGCUGUCGCUCUUGGCGAGCGCCGCAGUGGGUGUGUACUUCAGCGUGUUGGGCAGAAAUUCCACGUCCGUGGAGUAUUUGCUCGGGGGACGCACCAUGAAACCUCUGCCGCUGGCACUCAGCCUGAUGGUCGGCACCGUGUCGGCCAUCACCAUCAUGGGAAGUGCGGGUGAGAUGUACGCGUACGGUACACAAUUAUGGCUAAUGGACCUAGGCAUCUUGCUGGCACUUUUUAUCAUCGCCAAGUAUUUUAUCCCCAUCAUGUACCCGCUGGAGCUGAUCUCUCUCUACCAGUACAUAGAGAAGAGGUUCAAGUCUAAAUGGCUACGCCAGGCGACGGCAGUGCUGCAACUGGUGGGUGGCUACCUCUUCAUCGGAUUCCUGCUUUUCCCGCCCUCCCUGGCUCUCCAGAGCAUGAUGGGGCUCUCCUUCUUCGUAAACAUUAUUAUUAUCGGCGUCUCCUGCACCCUCUACUCCACCUUCGGCGGGGUGAAGGCUGUGGUGUACGCCGACACCCUGCAGGCUGUGGUGAUGAUCGUUGGUGUGUUGGCCAUCGUGAUCCAAGGCGCUGUUAAUAUGGGAGGCAUAGAAAACGUGUUAGACAUUGCUUACCACGGCGACAGACUCGAGUUUUUCAACAUGAGUCUGAACCCGUACCAGCGUCACAGCUUCUGGCUCUGCGUCAUCUAUGGUUUCUUCUUCACGUUGAGCAACAACGCAGUCAACCAAAGCCAGGUUCAACGUUACUUCAGCACCGGUAGCGUCAGGAAUGCCCAGUGGGUGCUGUAUUACUCAGCCAUCGCUCUGGUCUCACUGCGCUUCCUCAUCAACUUGGCUGGCCUGGUGAUGUAUGCUUACUUCAGGGACUGUGAUCCCAUGGGCAAGGCAGAUCCAAGCAUCGUGCUUAUCUUUUAUGUGAUGAGGGAGCUCACCAAAAUCCCUGGCCUCACUGGGCUCUUCGUGGCCGCUGUCUACGCUGCCGUACUCAGCUCGGUGUCCACGCAACUCAAUUCCAUGACGGCGCUGCUGUGGGAGGACUUCCUGAAGGUGCUGCCCGUAUUCCGAGACUGGAGUGAGAUUAAGGUCGGCUACCUGCAGAAACUUAUAGUGUUCCUCUCGGGUGUGUUGGGCAUCGUGCUGGGCCUGGCUGUGUCACAGUUUGGCAAAUCCUUCUUCACCACUGUCUUGGCCAUCAACGGAGCGCUCACGGGACCUCUCAUCGGCCUCUUCAUCGUGGCUCUCUUCCUUCCAUGGGUCCCUGCUAAGGUAUGUGACGAUUCGCACACAUUCCUUCGCUUCUUAUUCCCUUCCCCAUCCCCAUCAUACUUAUUUCACUCACUUUUUCUUUUCCGUUUCCCAUCUUUAUUGACGUGCUUCUCUUCAGCAUGCAUGUAUCACAAUGUCCUACCCAAUCACUCUUUUUUCUUUCUCUUCUUUAUGUAUUUCUUUCUCUCUCAGUCACACUUUCAUUUUCUGCUAUCACCUUCCGUCUUUCUCUCCUUUUUUUCUCUAUCCAUCUUGUUUCAUGUUUGUUUAUCUCCGUACGUCUUUAUCUUCUUUUCUUUUCCACAUUUCUUUUCCAUGUCAUUCCUUCUUUCUCACUCUCCCACCCUCCUAUCUACAGUUUUCUCACACCCUCCUCUCCAUCUACAUUUCUCUACUUUCCCUUUUUCUCUCACUGCAGAUUCUUCAUUUACACUCUCUCCCCUGCAGGGUGCCACGAUCGGCUUUAUUCUCGCCAUCGCCUUCAACGGGGUGAUGGUAAUCGGGCAACAAAGCAUCCCCAAGGCUCCCUACCUUCCCUUGUCCAAAGAAGGAUGUCCCGCUACCUCCAUCGCAAACGUCACCGCUAACGUCACUGAAAUAGAAGACGUCGCCACCACUAUCGUCACCACUCUCGCCCCGACCCUCGCCCCGACCCUGGAGAACAUCACCACCACUGUCACGCCUUCACCUGUCCCGUCUGAGGGCAUCGCGGAUGAAUGGUUGUUCGGGUUGUCCUACUGCCUCAACCCAUUGUGGGGAUCGAUGUUAUGCAUUCUGUUGAGUCUCAUCGCGUCUGCUAUUACAGGCUACAACACGCCCGAGGAUGUGGAAGAAAAACUGGUCGAUCCUGGAAUGUGGAGGAUAUUUCAGAGGUCACUCAAACUGCAAAUCAAAGAAUCUUUCUACAAGACCAUUCUGAGAAGGCGACCACGAGGGGACCAUAAUGCACGGGACACGAGUGACGAGACCGGAACCAGGGAUCCUCUGAAUAACUUGAUGGACACCAAAGAUACCAAAGACAACGAGAUUGAUGGUAAUGGCGUGGUGUGAGGCUAAGGGAACCGCAGAGCAUUCGGGAAACUUGGUGUUGCCAAAGAGUGAGCGACAAUCCGGCACUGAUCUCGUUCACAAAAUCAUGUAUGUAAUUUCUCGAGUGAUUCCACAGACUUGAAAUGCGUAAUUGCAGAGCAUACUUAAAGACAGCACAGAACUGAAGCCCGACGAAGGAUUGGAUGGUACCGUCAGUACACGUGUGUCGUUGAAUAAGUGAGUGAAACAAAUUUGAUUCAAUGACAUAACUUUUUGUGAUGUGAAGUGGCACUGUACAGGUUGUUGGGUGGCUUCCUAUACUGACUGACACGCUGAUAACGCUAGGAGUGCUAAAUGUGUAUAAUUCCGCAAAAAAGGAAGCCACAGUCUGGUUUGUAAAGCCCCGAGAGGAGCGUGCCUGGCGUAGCGGCACUGGCCUUGUGUUUCUCUUGCUGUCGUGUCACAAACUGUCACGUGUGUACACGAGGAGUUGCCUCGUCUGCCAUACUCAUGUAGAUUUCUUUGUCAUUUCCUUAUCAUUUGUGUGUUCAAUGUGCGCAGUGUGUAGUGAGGUAGAACCAUCGCGGGCAGGCUGGGCCAGCCAUACCCUGCUGAGACACUGUUCCGUAUGGCGGGACUGUGUGGCUUCGUUACCCCAACCCGCUCGCUGAUAUUGGUCCUGCGUGGCAGCGUUCGGUCCUGCCAGGCAGGACACGAUGGACGCUGGCCGCUGCCGUCCCGCUGCUGCGGUCUCACAAUCCUGAGCCAUUCGAUCGUGAAUAAAAGUGAGACUGAUUUCCGGCAUUAUGUUUCGUUAUUUUUUACCAAUUUGUUAUUUGUAUACAUGUAUGUAGAUGCUAUGUCAAUUGAAUAUUUUGUUAUAACAGGUACUUAUGUGAAAUGUAAUCACUUAUCUCUAUGAUACUAUUAUGAUAAUUAUACAGAGAGCAAAUAUCUGUAGUGUUUUGUAAUCAAACCUUUUUUACAAUAUAUUAUUUAUAUCAG